This is a messenger RNA of Anopheles cruzii, 3664 nucleotides long. It is a transcript of the gene PIG-O, whose product is annotated as GPI ethanolamine phosphate transferase 3. Gene Ontology annotation, biological process: GPI anchor biosynthetic process. The transcript is spliced from 3 exons. Lineage: Eukaryota; Metazoa; Arthropoda; Insecta; Diptera; Culicidae. Gene Ontology annotation, molecular function: mannose-ethanolamine phosphotransferase activity. The record is from RefSeq and is a predicted model, not a curated record. The coding region runs from base 1 to 3405 and encodes 1134 amino acids. Gene Ontology annotation, cellular component: endoplasmic reticulum membrane.
AUGGCCAAAGCAAGGAAUUUUGUGUUUGUUCUCGUGUGGCUAUCGCUGCUAAUUAGUGGCGGAAUACACCUGUUUUCGCAGGGAUUCCUGCUGACGCGGGUGACCGACACCGAGACCAGCUCUUGUGUGCGGUACGAAGAUUAUCGGUGUGGGAAUGACCCGUCACAAGUGAACGGUUGUAACGGCACCGAGAAAGUGGCCUCUAUCCUGCGCGAUGUUAACCGGUCGUCCGGCAUUUGCUUGCCCCCGAAGGCAAAGGUGAUUCUGCUAGUCAUCGACGCCCUACGUUACGACUUUGGCCUGUACGACCCGGCCAACGCACAACCGGCCCCGUACGAAAACAAUCUUCCGUUCAUGGCGGAGCUGUUGCGUAAGUAUCCGGACCACAGCCGGCGUUUGAAGUUUGUGGCCGAUCCGCCGACUACGACGAUGCAGCGCCUAAAAGGCAUGACCACCGGCAGCUUGCCGACGUUCAUCGAUAUCGGAUCGAAUUUUGCAUCGCCCGAAAUCAACGAGGACAAUUUGAUCGACCAGCUGGUGCGCCACAACCGGACGAGCGUGUUUCUCGGGGACGGCACGUGGACCGAGCUGUUCCCGAAUCGUUUCACGCGCGCGUACGACUACCCGAGUUUCAAUAUUUACGAUCUCGACACCGUCGAUACGGCCAUCAUGAAGCACUUGCCACGAGAAAUCGCCCGUCCCGACUGGGACAUCAUUGUGGCACACUUUCUCGGGGUCGACCACUGCGGCCACCGGUACGGUCCACUGCACGAAGAGAUGAGGCGCAAGCUGCGCGAAAUGGACACGGUUAUGCGCGGCGUGGUCGAGCAGAUGACCGACGGGACGACACUGAUCGUUAUCGGUGAUCACGGCAUGACCCAAACCGGUGACCACGGAGGAGAAUCGACGGAAGAAGUCGAAGCCCUGUUCUUUAUGUACUCGAAGGGAGUGCCUCUGUUGUCACGCGCCUACGAUGAUUACGGACAGGUGAUGCAACAGAUCGAUCUCGUGCCAACGUUGGCCACGAUUCUCGGUAUUCCCAUACCACACUCGAAUCUAGGACAGAUCAACUUCCAGCUGCUACCCGACACGAUCGUGGACUCGUUCCUACGGUACCAACUCGCGCUGGUGCAUCUGUGGCAGAAUGCACGCCAAAUCCAGGGCUACUUCCAGCGCUAUGCCGACUCGAACGUGGGAACAUUCGGUGUGGAUCUGCUGGACGAGCUGGACAACAAGUUCCUGAUUCUGACGCAGCGGGUCAACACUGUGUACACGGAGGCCGCCUUUGAAAGCUUCUCGAAAGAUUUGCGCCUCUACCUGAAAGACAUUCUUGAGGGCUGCCGAGAGAUUUGGGUUCGCUUCGAUCCGCAACUCAUCAUGCACGGCCUGUUGGUCACCUUUUUGGGUUGCUUCGCGAUGGCGCUGCUCAUCAUCAACUCCAGCCCGUACCAGUUGGGACAGAUGUUUCACGAUGGAGUCGUGCGAUAUGCGCUGCUCCUAUCGCUCGUGGCCGCUCCUUCCGGGUACUGCUUCUAUGCCGACUUUGGGCUAAGCUCGGCUUCGCACGGUGCGAUCCUGUUCACGGCCUUCGCCAGCAUCGGUAUCCUGGCGGUGCUCACCGUCCAACACUGGAUCGCCAUCUCGGACAGUGUGGCCAGCACGCGACGCACCACCAACUUCCUUACGCGCGUCUCUUUCGUAUUCACAACCUGCGUCUUCUUCGCCAACAGCUUCAUCGUGCAGGAACCGAAGAUUCUGUCGUACGUGCUGAUGGGUUUCUUCCUUGCCGGGCUCUACACGCUACAGCGCGACCCGUCCGGAAGGUUUGCCAUUCCUCGAACCGCCAAGUGGGCGGUGCUGAAACGGUCCACCUUUGUGAAGCUGCUGGCCCUGGCCCUGUUUGGUGUGUCGUUGAUACGCCUCUCGAGCCACUACUUCCGAUGCCGCGAGGAGCAAACCAACUGUACGGACUAUCUGGUGAAAGCCCCCGGGCCACCAACCGCCGAGGGUCAACGGCGUCCCCGCUCGGCAUCGAACGUUGACUUCCUACCCAUCGUAGCGCUCGUCCUGUACGUGGUCUGUACGCGCCUGUACCUGAGGGCGUGUGGAAAUCUGACGGGCACGAGGAUCAAUGUGAUGAUGGCCCGGUAUGGGCCAACCUUGGCCGUCGUGUGCGCCUGCGGCCACUUUACCAUUACCAAAACGACUGCUUCCGGCGUUCCACCACUGCACGUGGAUGCACUCGCUUGGGUAGUGUACGGGUUGGCAAUGCUGCAAGUGGCCGUCCUUCUUGUAUCGCCUCUCCUGGUGUUCGUACUGCCACGCCGGAAGGAGGUGCUCGAUGUGCUGUACAGCGAUCGGAACGUGGCCUCGGAGAUCUACAAACAGCUAAAGGCGACCUACAACCAGCGGUCUGGUUCGGGAGGGGAUGACCAAACGGAAGAAAUUCCCGACAUACCGAUCGUUUGUGGCCUAGCAACGGUUUACUCAUCCGUUUUCGUAGCAACCGGUGCCACGGUGAGCGUACUGCUGGCGUUGCUCCUUGGAUCGCACGGUACGAUGGGGCUGAUGAUUGUGAACGCCGUUGCCAUGGCAUACGGCGUGAUCGCAUCGAUAAAGCAGUGCAAAAGUGGAUCCAAUUUGCAGACCUGCGUGCAGCCCAAUUUUAGUACGAUCCUCACGUGGAUCAUUCUGCAACAGUUCGGAUUCUAUGCGACCUCCCACCAACCGACCCUGUCGCAGAUUGACUGGAAUGCCGCCUUCGUAGGGCGCACAUUUUACUACGACAACAGCAACGCACUGUCGGCGGUGCUCGUCCUGCUCAACACGUUCUCCACAACGUUUCUUCUGUCGGUCCUAUUUCCACUGAUGGUGUUUGUUCCGCUCUGUGUCCACACGAUGUGGCCAGCGCUGGUCAAAGGACAAACGAAGGCAGCACCUGCAGCUGGAGGUCCGAUGGCUAGCAAGAAGCCGUUCAAUCGAGCAGCAGAUGCACCCGUCCGAAAGGUGGAAACUAACGGUGUUGGUAGUGUCGAGUAUCGUAGCGUAACGGUCAAUCACGCGGAUGAAACUGCGGUCCACAGGGCCCUCGUUACCGCAAUGGAUUUCGACGUCACCAAAGGGGAGCUUAUUUUGUACGAAAACGAAAAGCUGUUCUUCGGGAUCGUCUUCAAAACCGGCUGCCAGCUGCUGUUGCUCCAAUCGCUGAGGAUAUUCUGUGCCAUGUUGGCCUGCACGUUGCACUGUCGGCAUCUGAUGGUGUGGAAGAUUUUUGCACCACGCUUCAUCUACGAAGGUAUCGCGAGCUACGUAGCGUUCGUGGGAAUCAACCUAGGGUUUUUACUACUCCUCCGGGUCCACCACUCCGUCGGGGGUCUGAUCACGGCCAUCAACAAGGCACGAUAGGAAGGAGUUCCAUCUCAGCCCACCAUCACCGAUACGCCCCCACUAAUUCUAGUCCUGUGUUCAGUAUCCACCCAGAGUGCAUUCGCGUAACGAACGAAAGGUAAGUUGCGCGCCUAUAACGCCUUCCCCAGAGUCAACCGUCACGGCGGAGCGAACAGUAGACGCUCCCCUUUCCGGAAAGACAUUGUAACAAUUUAAGUUAAUGUAGUAGAUAACUAGUGACAAAAAACGAUGCAUACGACGGUUCAAGUUGCACAAA